GACAUCAUACCACAUCAUAUCUUCUAGAAUUAAAGCAGUUGCAGCCCUGUUAAUAAACAUCUUGAGUACUAGGUGACUUCUACAUUGUUCCACUCACUCACAAUCAACAACACUGCAGUAAAGAAGUCAAUUGCUUGUACUUCCCCUCAACUAUCGUCUAUUGACUUGCUCACGUCACAUACCUGUGUACAUUUUUCGCCCUCAUAGCCAGAGCAGGUAUUCAUAACACAGUCUCCAUAUUGGCACUUGAAACCGACAUACCUCCCCACUUUGGCAAAGUCAACCAAGAAAUAUAUUGCUUGGUGAUUUUCGGUACAUGAUGGCGGCGGCAAUGUUUUACACCGGCGAUAUCAAUAGCGGGAUCAGCAAGGCUUUAGCGGAGUCUAAACUUGUUGCAUGUUUCGUAACGAAUGGUAAUGAAGAAAGCAAACUCUGGGAAGAUGAUUUCUUACGAGAUUCCGAGUUAAGUUCUUAUCUACAAGAAAGAACAGUUUUGCUACGCCUCAGUGCUGGCUCUGAAGAAGCCAACUAUCUCGCUGCAAUCUUUCCUAUUCCAAAAGCUCCAACUCUUGUUGCUAUAUGGAAUGGAGAACUUAAAGAAUAUUUAAGUGCAGGCAUAUCCAAAGACGACUUCCUAGUACGAUUCAAGAAGGCUUUGGAGUCUACAUCUAGCCAGAGGAAUGUUGAGAAUGAUCGCACUGUGUCACCUAAUGGAACGCAAGCUUUGCAGAAUCCAGAACAGCGUACGACGGAAGGCCAAUCAUCGGGUUUUUUACCUACUCAUAAUUCCAACAAUGGCACUAUGUCAGCUUCACAAUCAGAUUAUAAUAAUGCUACUGGGCAACCCAGUACGAGCUCGCAUCCCAGAGAUCCCAAAGGUAAACUACCCGAAGAUUCAAAGGCUGCGGAAAACCACUCUAAACAGUCAUCCCAAGCGGCGGAAACCGUUAGUUAUGCUGCGAUUCAAAAGAAGCGCCAGCAAGAGGCCAGAGAAGAGCGAGCGCGCAUUCUUGCACUUGUUGAAAGUGACAAAGCAAGAAGACGAAACGAUGCAGGACGCAAGCCUAGCCGUAGUGACCACGACACAGAACAAUCAGUGGCAUCCGGCGAUAAGAACACAUCCAUUCCAACCACGGCAUCAAAGGCACAGGAUUGUGCCCUUCAGAUCAGACUUUUUGAUGGAUCUUCCAUCCGUUCCAGAUUUCCUAGCACCAGCACCAUUAGUGGUGACGUAAGAAAGUGGGUUGACAGUCAACAGAAGGACGACGCGCCUUAUAUAUUUAAGCAGGUUUGUACGCCUUUGCCAAAUAAAACCCUCUCAAUGACCGAUGAAAGCCAACACUUGGCAUCAUUAGGUCUGUCUCCGAGUGCCACACUUAUUAUUGUUCCGGUUCAAACAUAUACUUCUGCUUAUGAAGUAACAGAAUCAAGUAGCAUCUUAUCUAGAGGAAUUGCUGCUGGAUACGGCCUCGGCGCCUGGGGUGUCAAUAGGGUAUUGAGUACUCUUGGCGGCAUUGUUGGCAAUUCGGCUACUACAUCGGAUACUGAACAGAUGGUCGGAUCUAGCACAUCAGUAGGAGGUGGCCGUGCGUCAAAUCUAAGAACUCUUAGAGAUCAGAAUGAUAAUGACAACCAUCAUGAGUUGUACAACGGAAAUACUCUAAACUUCGAGCCUCGGAGGGAUGAUAACGACGGGCAAAAUUGAUCUGCUUGAGAUACUCUACUGUUCAUAAUAGGUAGCUAUGCAUACUGGUCACGAGAUAAUAUGAGGCAUGGGUCAUCUUCUUAAUUAAUCUUCGAGUUUAUUGUUGUGGCACGAAUUGCAACACGGCAAAUAUAGUCAGCCAUUGAUUCGGCAUGUAUUUGUAGAUAGGUGCGUACGUUGUCAGUAAUGAAUAUUCAAGUUGAGCUUUUCAGGCAGCAUGGCGUCUUUGUUUUAGAUACUCAUGCCAUUUGCCAAUUCACGUUUAUAAAUAAAACGCCGAGAGGAGACGUAGUUUAAGCGAAAAUUCUCAUGAUUGACGUGGCGGUCCUUCGGCCUAGUUGUAGGUUGUCAACCAUUACAGAAUAUCAAUGGGCAAGUAUUGAAAUCA
Molecule: messenger RNA, 2093 nt
Organism: Botrytis cinerea B05.10
Lineage: Eukaryota; Fungi; Ascomycota; Leotiomycetes; Helotiales; Sclerotiniaceae
Exons: 7
Coding region: 317-1705 (462 amino acids)
Molecular function (GO): protein binding
Source: RefSeq, a predicted model, not a curated record